AUGGUCAUUUCUAGUUCUUUCUCCAACCUAAAGAACAAUUCAUCCUUUUUUACCUUCCAUUUCAGGAACACUCAAGAAUGGACUCAAGAAUGGAAAGAAUGCCCUGAUUACGUCUCUGCGGGAGAAAACAGCUGUUACUUUAACGCAUCGUAUACCUCCAUCUGGGUGCCCUACUGCAUCAAGCUCACUAACAAUGGUGGUACUGUGGAUCAAAAGUGCUUCUCUGUCGAGGAAAUAGUACAACCGGAUCCACCCACCGGCCUCAACUGGACUUUGCUGAACACCAGCCUGACGGGGAUUCACGCGGACAUCCAGGUGAGAUGGGAGCCACCGUCCAACGCAGAUGUUCAGAAAGGCUGGAUCGUCCUGGAGUACGAGCUGCAAUACAAAGAGAUAAACGAGACCCAGUGGAAAAUG
Molecule: messenger RNA, 417 nt
Organism: Myotis lucifugus (little brown bat)
Lineage: Eukaryota; Metazoa; Chordata; Mammalia; Chiroptera; Vespertilionidae
Product: growth hormone receptor-like
Exons: 3
Molecular function (GO): protein binding
Source: RefSeq, a predicted model, not a curated record